CCGACCUUUCUCUCUUAUCGGUACCCCGAAGAUUCACUCGAGAAAGCCAUCUGCUCAGUCAGAAGAACAAACAAGCAACCAUGGAUUUCGACGAGAUCGAGUAUCUAGAGAAGACCGUCGAAGAAGCGGAGGAUCGAGACGGGAGCGCCAAGAAGAGCAAGCGCGAAGGCGUCGAGAAGAGCGAGCGGAGUUACAGGAAGCGGGAUGCCGCCGACGAGGAUGCGACGGCGAGCCGGAAGAGAUCGAGAGGGGGCAAGGAUGAAGAGAACGGGAGGGAGAAGGAUCGCCACCGCCGCGACAGGGACAGAGAUAGAGAGAAGGACAGAGAUAAGGAGAAGGAUAGGAGAGACAGGGAUAAGGAGCGAGAGGAAGGAAGAGAGAAGAGGGAGAGGAGCAGAAGCGAGAGCAAGAGCAGGAGAGAAAGAAGUCGUAGCAGGAGCAAGUCGAGGAGGGAGAGGAGCAGGAGUCGUUACAGUGAUCGGGAGAAGGAAGUGCGGGAGAGAGAAAGGGAUGUCGAGCUGCGAGACAGCGGUAGCAGGUUUCACACUGUCACCAUAGGCUUACAAGUACUUUGGGAACAAUGAGGAGGGUCAAAGAUAAGAAAGAAGCUGUGGAGCCUGAAGCUGACCCUGAGAGGGACCAGAGAACUGUAUUUGCCUAUCAGAUGCCUUUGAAGGCUACCGAGAGAGAUGUGUAUGAGUUCUUCUCCAAGGCGGGCAAGGUGAGGGAUGUUAGAUUGAUAAUGGACAGGAACUCAAGGAGAUCAAAAGGAGUUGGGUAUAUCGAGUUCUAUGACGUGAUGUCUGUUCCAAUGGCAAUAGCUCUUUCUGGCCAGCCACUCUUUGGACAACCUGUGAUGGUGAAGCCUUCUGAGGCGGAAAAGAAUCUUGUUCAGUCAAAUGCUACAGGUGCCACUACUGGCCCCUAUGGGCCUGUGGACAGAAAACUAUAUGUCGGGAAUUUGCACUUCAACAUGACGGAAAUGCAGCUAAGACAGCUUUUUGAGCCAUUUGGAACUGUGGAGCUUGUUCAGCUACCCCUUGACCUUGAAACGGGACAGUGCAAAGGAUUUGGGUUUGUUCAAUUUGCUCAAGUGGAAAGUGCAAAGGAAGCGCAAACACAUUUGAAUGGGAAACUGGAGAUUGCUGGACGGACCUUAAAGGUUUCCUCUGUCACGGAACAUGGAGGGCCGCAAGAGCCUGGGGCUAAAUCUGCUGACUUUGAUGACGAUGAUGGUGGUGGUUUGUCUUUAAAUGCUCAAUCAAGAGCUAUGCUCAUGCAGAAGCUGGAUCGCUCUGGCAUUGCCACGAGUAUUUCUGGUUCCCUUGGAGUGCCUAUGCUUAAUGGCUCUGCUCAAAAUCCACAAACCAUGGCCUUGCAACUGAACGGUCAAGCUGCACUUCGUGGAGCUCUUCCAGUUCAUGUCUUGCCUUCUCCAGCCUUUGAAUCUAUUGGAAAACCCAGUGUGUGCUUAUUGUUGCAAAACAUGUUUGAUCCUUCCACCGAGACUGAACCAGAUUUUGAUGUGGACAUAAAGGACGAUGUCGAAGAAGAAUGCUCAAAAUACGGACACGUGAAACAUAUAUAUGUUGAGAAGAAUAGCGCAGGGUUUGUGUAUUUACGGUUUGAUACCGUGGAAGCAGCCGCCAGAGCUCAGGCUGCAAUGCAUAUGAGGUGGUUUGCUCGACGAUCAAUCUCAGCAACUUUCAUGCCGCCCCAUGAAUAUGAAGCCAAGUUCCCCAAUAGCCACUAGGACUAGAAAGUGCUCUCCUUGGCAUAGCUCCUAUCUCGGCGGUUGUCUAGAGCAGAAGCGUUUGCAAACUGAGGGGAAUCGCUUGCUUCUCUGCCUCGGAUGUACUAUGGAGACGAUGUGCUGAGUUUGUACCUUAAUACAAUACUAGAGAUGUAGUCAUUUUUGUACUGUAGAA
Messenger RNA from Linum tenue, 1928 nucleotides. Lineage: Eukaryota; Viridiplantae; Streptophyta; Magnoliopsida; Malpighiales; Linaceae. The record is from the annotation of a GenBank genome assembly.